Molecule: messenger RNA, 4100 nt
Organism: Cylas formicarius (sweet potato weevil)
Lineage: Eukaryota; Metazoa; Arthropoda; Insecta; Coleoptera; Brentidae
Gene: Ptp61F
Product: tyrosine-protein phosphatase non-receptor type 61F
Exons: 8
Coding region: 166-1665 (499 amino acids)
Biological process (GO): protein dephosphorylation
Molecular function (GO): protein tyrosine phosphatase activity
Source: RefSeq, a predicted model, not a curated record
UCGUUCUUUGUUUGGUUUGUGGAACUGCAAAUUCUCGUUCUCUGUUCAAGUAUGGUAUCGGGACGUUUACGGUGAAGUUUUGUUGCUCGGUUUCCGUUUGUCCAGUACGGGAAUAAUGUUUUGGGUUUAUUAGUGGUUCGGAAGUUGAAAAAGUUCUUGGCAACCAUGACAGCGGCCGCGAACAACAUCGAAACGGAAUAUUUGGAAUUGAACUCGAAAGAUGACUGGCCGGCAUUUUAUCAGAAAAUACGAGCCAAAAGCCUUAAACAGGGCGGGACUUGUAUGGAAGCGCUGAAACCCCAAAACAAAGUGCUAAAUAGAUAUAGAGACGUGCAUCCCUACGAUCACAGUAGAAUUGUUUUGCAACGCGGUUCGACCGAUUAUAUAAAUGCCAACUUAUGCAGAGUAGAAAAAGCUAAUAGGAAAUACAUUUUGACGCAAGGGCCACUGGCCAAUACGGUCAGCCACUUUUGGCUGAUGAUUUGGGAACAAAAUAGCAAAGCUGUGUUAAUGCUGAACAAAUUGAUCGAGAAAAAGGCGGAAAAGUGUUACCAGUACUGGCCCGCUAAGGUAGGCGCGACAAUGAGCUUUGACGACGUCGGGCUCACCCUCGAGUAUCUCGAGCAGCAAGACCACUCCUACUACCUGACCAGAGUGCUGAGGUUGACUGACACGGAGAGCGAUAAAUCUAGAGAUAUACUUCAGUUCCAUUACAUCACCUGGCCCGAUUUCGGGGUGCCUUGUUCGCCGACGAAAUUCCUCGAUUUUUUGAAGAGGGUGAGGACGGCCGGGGUGUUGGAGGAGAACGUGGGGCCAGCCGUGAUUCACUGUUCGGCCGGCAUCGGCCGCUCUGGGACAUUUUGUCUCGUGGAUUCUUGCCUUGUUCUUAUUGAAAAGUACGGCCUAAACUCGGUGAACGUCGAGGACGUUCUGCUGGAGAUGCGGAAAUACCGGAUAGGGCUGAUCCAGACCCACGAGCAGUUGCGGUUCUCUUAUCAGGCGAUCAUCGAAGGGGUGAAGCAGCUGCUCAACCCAUCGAAUACGGAGGAGGGCACUGAAUCGAAUCACGCCGACGCGUCGUAUAAAUCUGGCUCGCCAGGUGGCGACAUCGUCGAGGAGGCGGUCACUUCCGAGGAGGAGGAGGACGACGAGCCGCCGCCCCUGCCUCCGCCCCGCAUAGACAGCCUGUCCUGCCAAAACGGGGUCUCUUCCUCCACCCCCUACGCUAACCGUCCACUGCCCACUAUACCGACCAGCGUGUCGGACGACGAUUUGACCUACAAAGAAAACGGCGACGAGAAACACGUGCCGAGCGGCCCGUUGCCUGUCGUGCCGGCAGAUGGCGAAGGCAGCAGCGAGGACGACCUGGAGGAGGAGAGCGACGAAGAUGACGACGGCGACGAGGACGCCGAUGAUGAGGAACGGGUCAAGUCGGACAGUCCUGCUUCAGAUCAGUCCGCGAGCGCGGCGGACCUGAGGCACCGGAAACGUGUCGAACGGAAACAGCACAUGGAGGCGCAGGUCAGGGACAUGAAGCGGCGACAGCAGGCGAACGAGCAAUGGACGCAGCUGAAGAGGUCUCUAUAUUUACCUUUGUUGGCGGUAGGGGGCGUGGCGGUGCUCUCGGGCGGCUGCCUCGCCGCCUACCUGUACUAUAAACAAUAGACGCCGCGAGGGGGCGGGGCGGAUGGCCAUAAAAAAGAAUUGGAAUUCGAUUUACGCACAUAUCAGCGAGCUAGAGGUGGGAGGAGCGAAGAAAAUUUUUAUUUCGUCGAGUCGUUGGUAGUAGUUCGUAAAGACGGUCGUCGCUAGCCUCACCCCUCUUACCUUAGCCCCACCCCCUCAUCCGUCGGUUUUUUCAGAAUUUUUACUCGUUAUUUUCGGAUGUCAGAUGUCCAAGUACUAUCGGUUUAAGCAUUCCUUUGAAAGUGCCUUUUUUUUAUACUUAACUGCCGCGACGCACUUUUCAUUUGUACCUAGGUAUCUGUUUCACCCUGUAUAAUGUUAGAUUGUAAAAAAAAGAAUCGAUAAAUGGUGGAGCCUGAGCUGUGUGGUUUCGGCAAUCUAGGGGGAAAGGGAUCUCUGUUAGGAAACCUAAAAAAUUAACUAAAAUCCUAGGAAAAUUUUUGUUUAAUUCUUGACCAUCAUAAAUACUAUUUAUCGGGUCACCUGAUUAUGGGAAAAAUUGUAAAUAAAACCUUUCUUUACUUGUCUAAUGGCAAAUAGCAUUUAAUGUAAUGCACUGUUAGUUUUUUAAAGAUAACCCAGUUGUUUUUUCAAAUAGCACUUUAGUGGGAACAAACACUUUCUAAAACCGCUACUUUUUUUGCAAUAUUUUGACGCCAAAAGUAAUGUUCUGUCUAUUAUGUUUAUCUAACAGCAAAUUACAAUAUCGAAGUGUUAUUACAAAGUCGGCUUCAUAAAAAUGUUGAUGAAGAUUAGACUUAAAAAAAUGAUAACCGUGUUUACCUUGAGGUAUCCCACAACAUCAAAUCCCAUUUCUUCAUUUAUAAUAAAAUUAUCAUGCCGAUUAUUUUGUGAAUUUCUUAUAUUCAAUUCCAGCAUUUUAAAGAAAGUAUGCACGGGCCUGUCGAGAGUUUUUUCUGCAUUCUCCGUAUAUCAGAAACAUCAACUUUUUCUCAAUUUGUAAAUUGAUUAUUGUUUUCCAUGAUAAUCCAAAUCGAUAACACGACAAAAUCGAUAAUCGGAUAAAAAUGUACAAACUGUCAGAAUGUUCAAUCAUGCCGACUUGAUGAAUAGAAGUAUAUUUUGUUUUUAUAAAAAUGUAUUUACUUUACUGUUUUUUCCUUCCUGUGAGUUUAUUUUUUAACGGAUUUAGUGUCAAAGUGUUGCAAAAAAAGUACCGCUUUUAAAAAGUUUUUGUUCCCAUUAGAUUGCUAUUUGAAAAAAACUAGGUUAUCCUAAAAAAAUAAUGUUUCAUUGCAUUAAAUGUUAUUUGCCAUUAGAUAAGUAAAGAAAAAUUUAGUUUACAUUUUUUCCCAUUAAGUGACCCAAUAAAUAGUAUGAUGGUCGCAGCCUUCUAGACACAAUUUUCAAAGUUAAAAAGAAGAAAAGAAGAAGAACCGUUCUAUUCUACGUGGAAUGAUCUCCUGCACGUUGCACCUUCAGACUAUAUUAAUUAACCGUUCCAAAUUUCAAAUCACUAUCUCAAGCCGUUUAAAAGUUCUAAGAGUGUUCCCUCUUUCUUGUGUCACCCGGUAUACUCCCGCUAAAAAUUCAUACUUUUUUUUUCUUCCUGAGUUUCAAGUUUUGUUUUAUACAUUUCGACAUAAUUAACGAUACCAUUUGGUGUUGGGAAUUUGUUAUUCACAAAUUAAAUUAUUAAUUAAUUAAUACACUUUUAAGAGUCAUUUGCUGUAAUCUCAAGUAUCGUUGCCGAAACUGUCCAGCGUCAGGUUUUUGCAUCCCUUAAAAUGACAAUAGGUCUUGGGUGACGGAGGCGUCAUCCAAUCGUUUUUUUUUAUUAAUUUGAAUUCAUUGUCUACGAAUCCCAUUGUCGAUCUAGUAUUAUAACGAAAAUGUGAUUCCAUAUAUAAAUAUGUAUAUCGUAAAGAGUGGGGGAACAUUUUUUCUUUUCGGAACUAUAUAUACGGACCAUCCGGCGAGAUAAUUAAUACACCUAAGUUUCUUAUUCCAGGCCAAAAACGACACUUCAAGACUGACAUUUGAAAUUUUUUUGGAGGCACCUGGACUAUGACACAUUCAGACUAGUCGAGGACAAGUUCUGCGGUUUGACAUUUUAAGAAAUUUCACACUCACUCGCUCCUCCUUUCGUAUUUAGUUCUCGUCGAUCGGUGAAAGCUUUUAGAGAAAUUUAUAGCGUCUUGUUUUGGUUUUACAGGGCGCCAAACAAAGGUAAUUUUUAGACCGUAUUUUUCCAGUCUCGUAGUAACUUGAAGUGUGUUUUUGGCCCCCCCCCCCCCCCCUCCCCAUAACAUAGAACCACUGUACUAUUCGAACUGAAUUAAUAAUUAAAUCGACUAUCAUUUAUGUAAUAGAAAAUUUUACGUAAUAUUAUAAUUAUAUAUUUUGCCCUAGUAGUACUUUAAAAACAUUUUUACUAAUUAACGAACAUAAAU